AUGGGAGACCGCAACAUCGAAGCUGUGUCGAAAUUUCCAGCUGCUACUCGCCGUGAUUCAUCUGAAUCAUUCCGGGCAGUCCGUAGAGCAAGCACCACGGUCAAAAACCAUUUGGUAUCCGCUGUAUUCGCUAAUGGUGCUAUUGAUGAUGAAGCCGACGAUGCGUCUUCAGAAGAGGAGGGCGUGAGAUCCUCCAAACUGAAAGCUAAACCUGCUGCAAGACACGAACACGCAACUUUCAAGAAAAGCAACAAUGAUACUGAUGAUGUUGACGACGAUGAUGAUGCUGAGCUAGGACGCAUCGUAUCAACGAGUCGAGACUGUAGCUCUGAACCUGCCGCACCACUGGCUGCUGUGUUGAAGCUUUUACAAAUGCGGUAUCUGAUCUUGGCCAUCAUUACCAAUGGAGUUAUACUGUGGGCAAUUCUGUGUAUGGGAUCGACUGGAUUGACAAUACCACUCGGGGGGAUUGUCCAGACCAUCGGACCAGUCCUUGUUGAAACAGCGUUAUUAUUGACAAACAUCUUGACUGUGGACGCUAUGCAAGACGGUGCGGCUGCAUAUUUUGGGUAUCUAUUCGCUAGCAAGGCUGGAUAUUCGUUAGCUGUGUGUGGGUUUAGCCAAGCGGGAGCAUCUUCGAAAUGGAGUUUCUGUAACAAUCUCAGCUUGAGCUCAAAGUGCCGCAAAUUCCUGUCUCGAUUGUCCGUACUAUUUGCUCUUGCUGAGGCACUCAAGUUAAUGACCGUCAUAACAGCUACCUCGUUUGCUUUUGAAUUUAUUAGAGCAGACGAUGGAUUGGUGGAUUGUAUUACAUUCGAAAUGAUUGAAGGAAACCAAGUGGAUCGGACCUUCCCAACUCUUGAUUACAUACAGGGGGUUACCGACAACAUUUUUGGUGCUGCUGUCGGUGUCCUUCGAAGUGAAGUCCCUGGCGUUAAUGUCACCCAAGCGAUCAUGUCUCCACAAAUGCUGGGGAAUGUAAUUGAUGGAGAGACUAUGAUCGGCGAUGGAUUCGUCACCAACAUCUCAACUUCUUGUGACUGUUGGUCUGCUACGACCGCUGGAUUUGCUUUAUCCGGAAUGACUUCCGGAAACAUCGCCACAAUGCUUUCGCACUACCAGAGCCUCGCUUCUCAGAAGAUUCUUGGAAUGAGUUCGCUUGUUGAAAGCAAUGAUUCAACUGUUACGGUCACCUCAAUACUGUCUGCUGGAUGGAGAGUCUGUGGGGGAGCUAACGAUACACAAUACGCCGAAAUAUGUGUUUCUACAUUCAGUGAUCACCACCAAGCAACAGUCCUCAAUGAAUUUAUGACUGAUGGUAGUAUCAACUCUGUUACAUUAAGGGCAGUCUCCAUCCUCGAAGUUGGUCUUCCCGCAGAUCUUACUUGGGUUGCCACUGCCAUGAAGACAAUUUUAGGCGGCACUAUCUCUGACAUGAAUCUAAGACCAACUGUGGCUUCACAGAUUAAUUCUAUGCUUGGCUGGGGUUCUUCAGACGGAAUGGGUAUCGAUGCGAAUUUACUGGAGGCCGGAGUGGAGACGAUGAUGGCUGUACUUCUUCGAGGAGGCAUGCUGAGGACAUAUGGGCAGCACGGCAACUCUUGUCCUCUUAACAAGGCCCUGGACUCACAGAGCAAAAUUUUCUUGCAAUCCUAUGGAGCUAGUGUUGCUCAAGUGCAGGUUGUCAUACAACUGAUCUUGCUGUUUAUGUGCAUAAUCGCAUUCUUGCCCUGGUUGCUCUCGGACGUUCCUAUUGGACCUGGUGUCAGGUUUGUUCGAGAAUCGGAAUACUUUACGACACUGCUGGCAAACUCACCGCACUUGACGGCCGAUAUGGUCAACUUUGGAAACUCGCCCACGUACUCGUUAUGGCAGAGUCUCGACAUCAUUGCACGUAUUGGUGAAGGAUUAUCGACGCUUGAUCAAGAGAUAGGAACAAUUGUGAUAGACGUUCCUAAACAUGUUCGGGCCUUCAAGAACGGAAGGAGAUUCCGGUGA
Synchytrium microbalum is the source of this 1998-nucleotide messenger RNA. RefSeq lists its product as uncharacterized. The coding region runs from base 1 to 1998 and encodes 665 amino acids. The transcript is spliced from 14 exons. The record is from RefSeq and is a predicted model, not a curated record. NCBI's taxonomy places the organism in Eukaryota, Fungi, Chytridiomycota, Chytridiomycetes, Synchytriales, Synchytriaceae.